Penaeus monodon (black tiger shrimp) is the source of this 2041-nucleotide messenger RNA. Its product is annotated as protein croquemort-like. Gene Ontology annotation, molecular function: scavenger receptor activity. The record is from RefSeq and is a predicted model, not a curated record. NCBI's taxonomy places the organism in Eukaryota, Metazoa, Arthropoda, Malacostraca, Decapoda, Penaeidae. The coding region runs from base 1 to 2031 and encodes 676 amino acids. The transcript is spliced from 13 exons. Gene Ontology annotation, cellular component: membrane; cytoplasm.
AUGCCACAGACGCUGGACCCUGCCAGGAACCCCAAUCUCCCGCCAUUGUCAGCCUUACUGCCGGACGCAAUAAGGGUAGGUUUCCUUCGCCUCCUAGAGCGAGGAUGCUCCCACAACGCGAGGGGCGUAGGUUUCGUGUGCAGGGAUGGUCUAUUUUCGCCCUUAUGCUCCGGUGACACAAGGGCAGCGCGGUACCGAGAUGUGCCUGCGGAGAGCCCCCGUAGCGAAAGUUAUUGUUCAUCCAUUACACGAUCAAUUGAAGAUCUGUGUCACGCCAGCGUGUCAGAGGACGGCAGUGGGCAGGGCGUGACCUCCGCCAGCGUGUCAGAGGACGGCAGUGGGCAGGGCGUGACCUCCGCCAGCGUGUCAGAGGACGGCAGUGGGCAGGGCGUGACCUCCGCCAGCGUGUCAGAGGACGGCAGUGGGCAGGGCGUGACCUCCGCCAGCGUGUCAGAGGACGGCAGUGGGAAGGGCGUGACUGUCUGUGCCGGACGGAGUCGAACCAGCAUCAACAAUGGCCCCAAAAGAAGUAAAAAGAAAUUAUCCUGUUGCGAGAUUACCCUGAUCGUUCUCGGUACUCUCUCUGCUGUUAUGGGUAUUGUUAUGGUAUCUGGGGGGUACCAGGCGAUGUUCGACGCUAUUAUGAAAUCGCAAAUGGCAGUCACAGAAGGCUCAACUUCCUACGAUAUGUGGCGGGUUCCCCCUAUGCCUCUUUACCUGCAAGUCUACUUCUUCAACAUCACCAAUCCCGAUGAGUUCGCUGCAGGUGCAAAGCCUAUAUUGCAAGAAGUGGGUCCUUAUUGUUACAGAGAAUACCACGAGAAGAAAGAAAUCAAGUUCCAUCCCAACAACACGGUGACUUUCUUCCAGCAAAGGUGGUGGAUUUGGGACCAGGAAAUGUCUAGGAAUCAUACCACUGACGACAUAAUUGUUGCUUUAAAUACCAUCCCAGUGUCGGCAGCCUGGAGCGUCAGGAAAUUCAACCUCAUGCUUAACAACCUCAACAAGAUGAUCAAUGACCUUGAGGAGGAACUGAUCGUGAGGGUGCCGGCCGGGGAACUGCUCUUUGACGGAUACGCGGACCCCAUCCUCGACUGGGUGCAAGAGAACGUGAUGGAUGAAAACGGGACUUACCAUAAUUUGCUCCCCGUCCUGCCCAUUCCUCCGGGGAUCAAAGACUACGACAGAUUUGGAUGGUUCUAUGGGCGGAACUUAUCUCUGUCUUACGAUGGGCUAUUUAACAUGAAGACUGGCCACGACACUCUCGAUAAUAUAGGUGUUAUUGACUGGUGGAAUAAGACUCGCGAGACUCAGUUCUUCGACUACCCCUGCAACCGCGUCGAGGGUUCCGCAGGCGAGAUGUGGCCGCCCAACCUGCAGAAGGACUUCGUGCAGUUCUAUAGCCCGGAUCUGUGCAUGACCAUGAAGCUGUAUUACAAGGGGGAGAUCGAGGAUUCCCACGGCAUUUCGGGCUACAGGUACUGGGGCAGUAACCUCACCUUCGCCAACGGGAGCGUAGUGCCCGGGAACGAAUGUUAUUGUGUUAAGGGGACGUGCGCACCCACAGGCCUCCUGAGCGGCGAAUCCUGCCGAAUGGGGUCCCCCUCGUACAUCUCCUUCCCGCACUUCCUCAACGCUGAUCCUUACCUCCUGGACACCGUAGAAGGACUCGAUCCUCAGGAGGACAGACACGCCUUCGUUAUGGAUAUGAUUCCGGAGCUGGGGACGCCCAUGUGGGUGGCGGCGAGGAUGCAGAUCAACAUGUUAGUUCUCCCUUACCCAGGAAACUCCAAAAGGCACGGAAAGAUCGACAUCCUAAGUGAAGUUCCGGAGGUCUACAUGCCUCUCAUGUGGUUCGAGGUGGCAGCUGGCGUUCCAGAGGAGAUGAUCGGACAGCUACAGUCCCUUCUGUUCAUGAUGAGGACCCCGACGAUGACUAUUAUAUGGUCCGUGAUGAUCGCUCUCGGUAGUCUCACCGUGGUUGCUGUGCUGGCGCGGCAUUGGAGGAAGAGGAGGAGUACUUUGGUGUGAUUUUGUGGGC